Molecule: messenger RNA, 4829 nt
Organism: Arabidopsis thaliana (thale cress)
Lineage: Eukaryota; Viridiplantae; Streptophyta; Magnoliopsida; Brassicales; Brassicaceae
Gene: PS1
Product: forkhead-associated (FHA) domain-containing protein
Exons: 7
Coding region: 188-4621 (1477 amino acids)
Source: RefSeq, marked reviewed
GCCACAAUUAGCCGUUACGAGUAAAUAGAGAGAGAGAGGUCGUCGGAUUCAACAACGGACUCUUUUUCAAAAUCAGAAGGAGAUAGAGAGAGAAAGAGAGAAACACUCUCUAAAUCUUCUUCUUCUUCAUCUCUUUCGUUUUCCAUUUUCGAAAAUCUCUCAAUCGUUCGUUCUUACAGACUUAUUCAUGGAGGUCAAGGAAGAGAAACUGAUGGAGGAGAAGCAACGAUUGCCGGAGAAGACGAUCCCUGUGUUCACCGUUCUGAAAAACGGCGCUAUUCUCAAGAAUAUCUUCGUUGUGAACAGUCGCGAUUUCUCGUCGCCGGAGAGAAACGGUUCCACUGUAAGCGAUGAUGACGGUGAAGUAGAAGAGAUUCUCGUCGUCGGUCGUCAUCCAGAUUGUGAUAUUCUUCUUACGCACCCUAGCAUUAGCAGAUUCCACUUAGAAAUCCGCUCGAUCUCUUCUCGUCAGAAACUCUUCGUCACGGAUCUAUCCUCUGUGCAUGGGACUUGGGUUAGGGAUCUUAGAAUCGAGCCACAUGGUUGUGUUGAGGUUGAAGAAGGUGAUACGAUUAGGAUUGGUGGUUCAACAAGGAUCUAUAGGCUUCACUGGAUUCCGUUGAGCCGUGCGUAUGAUUUAGACAAUCCGUUUGUUUCACCACUUGAUGCGUCUACGGUGUUGGAGCAAGAAGAAGAGAAUAGAAUGCUUGAAGCAGAAAAUCUAGAGGUAGCACAACAUCAGUCACUAGAGAAUACUACAUCAGGUGAUGAGGGAGUUCUGCAUCUAGAUGUCACGUCAGAAGGAACUGGAUCAUCAGUUCCUAGUGAGGAUGAGGAUACGUAUGUUACGACAAGGGAGAUGUCUAUGCCAGUUGCGUCUCCAAGUGUUUUGACGCUAGUUAGAGAUUCUGUCGAGACACAAAAGCUACAAUUCAAUGAAGAUUUGCAGACUUCACCAAAGUGGGACUUGGAUGUUAUAGAAUCUGUAGCAGAGAAGCUAAGUGGCAGCUUUGUCCGUAGUACGCAGCAGAGUGGUGGCGACGUGGAGGGAUUAGGUUGUUCUGAACUUUUUGAUGCUGCAGAGGCGGAUGAAUGUGAUGUCAGAGGAGAUGGAGGCUUGCAUCUGAAUGUGAUAUCAGAAAAGAUGGAGUCAUCAGUGCCUAAUAUGAUUGAAGCAGAAAAUCUAGAGGUUGCACAACAUCAGUCACUAGCGAAUACUGCAUUAGGUGAUGAUGAAGAUCUACAUCUGGAUGUGACGUCAGAAGGAACUGGAUCAUCAGUCCCUAGUGAAGAUGAGGAUACAUAUAUUACGACAAUGGAGAUUUCGGUUCCACUUGCAUCUCCAAAUGUUUUGACACUAGCUAGAGAUUCUAUCAAGACGCAAAAGCUACAAUCCACUCAAGAUUUUCAGACACCGACAAUGUGGGACUUAGAUGUUGUAGAAGCUGCAGCAGAGAAGCCAAGUAGCAGCUGCGUUCUAGGUAAGAAGCUGAGUGGUGGCUAUGUGGAAGAAUUAGGUUGUUUUGAACUUUUUGUUGCUGCAGAGGCUGAUAAAUGCGAUGUCAGAGGAGAUGGAAGUUUACAUCUGAAUGAGAUAUCAGAGAGGAUGGAAUCAUCAAUGUCUAAUAAGGAGGAUGAUCCAUUUCUAGCUGCAAAGGAGACUUCAUCGCUUCCACUCUCAACAGAUUUCAUUAAUCCAGAAACACUAUGGCUCGUGGAAGAUGUUCAGGCUUCACCAGAGUUUUGCACAAGUAGUGUAAAAGCCAACGCUGAAAAUCCAAGUAGUGGCUGCUCCCCAAGUACGGAGCAGAUUGAUGGCUGCUUUGAAACCUCAGGUUGUUCUGCAUUUGACUUGGCUGCAGAGGUUGAGAGUCUUAGCCUUCAUCAAGAAGUCAGUGAAGAAACUGAAUUUGUCACAAAGGAAGUAAUGGGAGUAUCUUCUGAACCACUAGGUAAAGCUGAUAUUCGGAGUCACGAAGAGAAUGGAGAAAGUGAGGACUCAAGGCAAGUUAUUGAAGUAUCUGCUGAACCAGUCGCUAAAGCUGAUAUUCAGAGUCACGAAGAGAAUGGAGAAACUGAGGGCUCAAGGCAAGUUAUUGAAGUAUCUCCCAAGUCCUUCUCUGAAGCUGAGCCAACUAUAGAAAUUUUAACUGGAGAAGCACAAGGCAUCAUAGGUUCUGAAUUCCCUAGUGAACUUGCAGUAGAGACUGAAAGUGAGAACCUACUACAUCAAAAGAGCAUUGGAGAAACAAAGAAUGAAAUUCGGAGUCACGAAGACUAUGGAGAAACUGAAGACUAUGGAGAAACUGAGUGCUCAUGGCCAGAUAUUGCAGUAUCUCCCAGUUCCGUCUCCCCACCUGAGCCAACUUUGGAAAUUUUAACUGAUGAAGCUCGAGGUCUCCUAGGUUCUGAAUUCCUAAGUGAAGUGACAGUAGAGACUGAAAUUGAGAACCUACUACAUCAAAAAAGCAAUGUAGAAACAAAGGCUGAUAUUCUGAUUCAUGAAGACUAUGGAGAAACUGAGGUCUCAAGGCAAAUUAUUACAGUAUCUCCCAAUUCUUUCUCUAAAGCUGAGCCAACUUUAGAAACUGAGGAUUCAAGGCAGCAAGCCCGAGGCCUCGUAGGUUCUGAUUCUGAAUUCCAGAGUGAAGUUGCCAUGAAGACCGAAUGUGAGAACUUACUAAAUCAAAAACGCAAUGGAGAAACCAAGGUCAGUUCAAGGCAAGCCAGUCCAGUAUCUGAUUGUUUGUCCACUCCAAAAGAUCGUCUUUCAAGUAUCAAUACAGAUGAUAUUCAAAGUCUCUGCUCGAGUUCGCAGCCACCUUCCGAGAGUGAAGUGAAUCCUGCCACUGACCAGGAUCAAGAAUCAGGAAUAAUCAGUGAGACUGAAAAACCCAAAACAGAAUUGUUAAUUGGUUCUGGGAGAUCUGAAAAAUAUUACAGCCUAAGCGAAAUAGAGGGUGAAGAAAAUACUGACAUUGGAAGACUCUCUAGGUGUCCGAUUCCUUCGGCCUUGGCUGCAAAAACAUCUGAGGAUACAAAAUUGAUUGAAGAACUGUCUUCUUCUGAUUCUGGAAGUCAAGAAAACCAGACCCCGGAAACACAUGCUGUUAGAGAUGAUGUAUUGUGUGAUAUGGAUAGCUCAAGUACAUGCAACAUUUGGUCUAGGAGGGGGAAAGCUGCUUCUGUUCUUAAGAUACGGACCAACAAGAGUCAAGGAAAGCAAAAACAAACUGGGAGACAACCAAAAGACAAGUUGCAUAGAAAACAGGCUCUAAGUGACAAGUCUAUUUCUCUGACUAUUCAUCAUGGUGCAGAGAUUCUGGAACCAGAGAUCUUUACUCCUGACAAGGAGAACCUCACCCCAAGUUCUCAUAUGUUGAAAAGAUUACAAGAUAUUGGUGACGUGAAAGAUAGCAAGAGCUCUUUAAAGCUUUCAGGAAAAUCAUGCUCGUCAUUGGUUCAUUCCAGUAUUGCUGUUCUUGCUUCAGAGGCAUUCACAGAACCAGAAAUCUUUACCCCAGAUAAGGAGAAUCUUACCCCAAGCUCUCACAUGCUAAAACGUUUGCGAGAAUUUGGUGAUAUUAAGGAUACAAAAGGCUCCUCCUCUAAAGCAACACGUAAACCAUUCUUUGAUAUUCGUAUGGAAGAAAACGUGAUGGUGGAACAGGAACCAGAAGAUCUACACAGCCUGGGCAGCAAAUCUAAGCUGAAGCAUGAGCCUCUGGCACCAAAGAAGAAAGCUGAGCGGGCGCCUUUUCAACCUCUACUUGAAAAAUCUUCUUUCCAAAGUCAGUCAUACACUGAGGCUUCUUCAACUGCAUCAGCAAGGAAUAAUAUUUCUAGGGGCAUUCGUUCCUCUUCUAAUCUUUCUGAUGCAAAGAGCAAGAUGAAGUGGACCAUUGUUUUGGAUACUUCUUCACUCCUCGACAAAGAGUCUAGGAAGCCACUGCAGUUACUACAAGGUCUCAAGGGGACACAUCUGGUCGUACCAAGAACUGUGUUAAGGGAACUAAAUGAGGUGAAGCGCAGUCGCAGUUUUCUCUUUAGAAGAAGAACAGAGAUUGCUUCUUCAGCUCUGGACUGGAUCGAAGAAUGUAAGGUUAAUUCAAAAUGGUGGAUUCAAGUCCAGAGUCCAACAGAAGAAACCAAAGCAAUUGCACCAACCCCACCAGUCACUCCCCAGUCAAAUGGCUCAUCGGCAUUCCCCUUUUCACUUCACUGGAACAACUAUGCACCAGAGAUUGAUUCUCCGACAUCAGAAGAUCAAGUUCUCGAAUGUGCUCUUCUUUAUCGAAACCGUAACCGUGACGAAAAACUCGUUCUUCUUAGCAACGAUGUAACUCUCAAGAUCAAAGCCAUGGCAGAGGGUGUGAUUUGCGAGACACCACAUGAGUUCUAUGAAAGUCUGGUUAAUCCGUUCUCGGAGAGGUUUAUGUGGACAGAGAGCACGGCAAGAGGACGAACUUGGAGUCAUCUGGACAAUGACGUGUUGAGAGAAAGGUACAACGACCGAGCUUGUAGAAGAAAGUCAACGUACAAUAGAGGAGAGAGUGGUGCAGCUGCAAAAGGCUUGAAACUCAUAUUGCUCCAUAACUCUCACUAUGGCCACACUCAUUGAUGAUGUAUCAUCAUCAUCUAUCACCAUGGCCAUGUUUAAUGAUGAUGCAUCAUCUAUCAUGUUCCUUCUUUCCAAGUAAGCCAAAUAAAUUCUACUCGCUUACACAUGGUUACAGGGAAUAAUGUUUUUAGAAUGAAUGACAUUUCCAUAAUGUUGCUUCUAUCAUGACCUUUAUUAUUUUUCGAUAGUGGAAUUACAUGUCUUUCAA